This is a messenger RNA of Exophiala oligosperma, 2556 nucleotides long. RefSeq lists its product as uncharacterized. The transcript has 2 exons. Lineage: Eukaryota; Fungi; Ascomycota; Eurotiomycetes; Chaetothyriales; Herpotrichiellaceae. Bases 1 to 2556 code for a protein of 851 amino acids. The record is from RefSeq and is a predicted model, not a curated record.
AUGGCGCCUCCAAGACCAUUGAAACGUCAAAAGACCAACCCUUCAAAGCCUUCAGCCUCAGAAUCAGAUCAAAAAGCACCAGCCGACGUUCCCCUUCCUCCAGAGACUCCGCCGAGCCCGACCACAGCCAUAUCCACCACGUCCCCGGAGGAAGGAAAAAGAUCGUCAUGGAUCACCCGUACUUGGCCUCGCAAGGCACGACCUGUCGCUGAAGUUGCACGCGAAAGUGUCCCUUCGAGCUCUAACACGGCCCAUGAAGUCGCUUCAAUCACCAAAGAUAAGCCUAGAUCUCUGAGAUCACCAUCCUUGGCCAUGACUCUCGGAAAGACCUCCUCGAAUCGAUCCCUACCGGUUGAUGCCACCACAACGGCCGUGAAUGCUACUGCGGAGGCUACCACCAACAAUGGCAAGAAGAGUGUUCCAUUAGAACCCAGUGAUAAGCCUGUUACAGACGGAGAUGCAGACAAGAGUGUACCAGAAAGCAAUCAGAAACCCGAGAAGGCAGCCUCAAACGAAGCAUCUGCCCAACAAAUCCAAUCAGAACAACAGCAAAAUCAGCAAGGAACGUGGCUGGGCUGGUUAGCGAGGAGAGAUGGAUCUAUGAAUAAACCAUCAGAAGUGCAACACCCAGUGUCCUCGAAUAUAGAAAGUGGAAAUGGACAACCUCUGCCCGCUGUCGCCGAACCGCCAACUAACUCGCCAGAGGCAACAAUAAAUCCGCAAGAAUUCCCUGAGAAUUCCGGAAAUAAGAGAAGCUGGUAUCAAAUGUGGAGUAGCGAUGCAUCAACUAGACCUCAGAAGGAAGCAUUGUCGUCCGUGGAAACGAAUACAUUGACAACAGAGGCGCCUACACAACCCACUCAUCUUGAUAUUAGCAUACCCAAAACCCCAAAGGCCAAAUCAGUGUCACAAGCUUCGUCUCUAGAAACAUCUCCGCCGCCUCCGCUAUCUGGAGAUGGCUCUAAAUCGGCAGGCUGGGUGUUUUGGUCUCGAGAUAGAAAGUACCAGUCAUCGGCGAAACCUGAAAACGAACCGCACGUGGGCGAGAUUGCAAUUUCCGAUACUCCUUCACAAACAAGGCCUAAACGAGCCUCGAUCAGUUUGCAAGAUGAAGCUUCGAGGCCUAACCUGAAAACAGCGCAGGCCCAAGAAACACCAAAGCAGGCUGGCCCUGAGAAGAGUGCAACGGCCAAGUUAAAUGCCGCAGAACAACCUUCGGUCUCGAAAUCGGAGAUGAAAGCCACAACGAAGAAAGAAGGCAAGUCCACGAAAGCAGAAUCGUCUCAUGCCACAGCAAUCGCCAGAGAACCAGUUGAAGCCGGAACACCGAGGCAGCAGUCUCCCACACCCUCAAAGAAAGAAGCGCCUAACCUAUUGCUACCAGCUCUCAGCGACACCUUGAGCUCCGAGGAGCAACCUUCUAUAUUGCAACAGCUUGCAAGAUUGCUUUACUAUACCAAAGGGCCUGACAUGAAGCGUCUUUCACUCAUCAAAGACCCGCCAAAAAUCAAGAACGCACUUGCAAUCGGCGUCCAUGGCUAUUUCCCAGCUCCACUCAUCCGUACCGUGCUUGGUCAGCCCACAGGAACUUCGAUCAAGUUUGCAGAUAUGGCCGCCAAAUGCAUCAAGAAAUGGACGCGAAGCCAUGGGUACGAAUGCGAAGUCAAAAGUGCAGCGCUUGAAGGUGAAGGUAGGAUCACUGAACGAGUUGAGCUCCUAUGGAAAUUGCUGCUUAACUGGAUCGACGAAAUUCGCAAAUCAGACUUCGUCAUGAUCGCUUGCCACAGUCAAGGCGUUCCAGUUGCGAUAAUGCUUGUAGCAAAACUAAUACAAUUCGGUUGUAUCAGCGGCGCUCGAGUUGGUAUUUGUGCUAUGGCGGGAGUCAACAUGGGCCCCUUCCAGGAAUACAAGUCUCGUUGGAUCAGUGGCUCCGCUGGCGAGCUAUUUGAUUUUUCUGAUCCCAACAGCAAAGUAUCCAAGAGCUUUCUUGAAGCUAUGGAAGUGAUACUGAAAUUCGGAGUCCGGCUCACCUUUGUCGGCAGCAUUGAUGACCAGCUGGUUUCUAUGGAGUCGUCGAUCUUCGCUCCUCUGACCCAUCCUCAUAUAUACAGAGCUGUCUUUAUCGACUCACGCGUUCAUGCACCAAAUUUCCUAUCACAUCUUGUUGGCUUCGCGCUGAAAUUACGCAAUGUCGGUGUUCCAGAUCAUGGCCUUAUACGGGAACUCUCGUCACCAUUAGCAGGCAGCUUGUACGGUGGAGAGGGUCAUUCCCGCAUCUAUGAGGAUGAUGCAGUAUAUGACAUUGCAAUCUCAUUCGCUCUUGAGACAAAUGCUCUCAAAGAUGUGCCAAUAUCGCAACGCCAGACCAGUACCGCGGCCGCAAAUCCUUACAUUCUCCCAUUCGCAAUGCGUGGCAUCCUGGAGGAAGAUUACGUCAAGACAGAGUUACAGAACGAAGCCCGAGAGCUUCUUGCUCAAUUUGACGCCUGGAAACCCACCACAAAGGCCCUAAAGGAUGUCAAGUUCAGGCUCGAAGGAAUUAGGUCGAAACUUUGA